This is a messenger RNA of Zophobas morio, 1082 nucleotides long. RefSeq lists its product as uncharacterized. The record is from RefSeq and is a predicted model, not a curated record. The transcript has 3 exons. The coding region runs from base 72 to 992 and encodes 306 amino acids. Lineage: Eukaryota; Metazoa; Arthropoda; Insecta; Coleoptera; Tenebrionidae.
AUAAAUCAAAAAUCAGUCCGUUUUCUACUUUCAUCUCACCCACAUCCCAACUUCAUCACCAACUUUUCACCAUGCUCGCCUGUAAAUUAGAUAUAUUGAUUCACCCUACCUCAUUCUCCGAACCAAAUCUUCAGAAAGAAGAGAAAAAACGCGGGAAACUAAAAUUUCGAUUUCCAUGGCGAAUCAACAUGUUGGCCAGACCCAAACCGCCCCCGAACAAGAAGUAUCAGCCGCCUCCGCGCCGAGUCUACAAAGAAUUCGGACCUUUAGACCCAAUCACGGAAUUCUUCAGUGACCAAAUUUACAGACCGCCGCUCCGGGUUCUCCACACGAACAAAACCAUGUUCAAAGACGUUAAAGGUCCAGAGUAUGUGAAACGAAUGAACAGACUCAUUGACAGAACCUGGGACUCCAUCUACAACUUCUACACCAAGAAGUUGAGAGAUAGGCGUGUCAAGCGACUGGAGCGCAAAAAAGCCAAAAUACAGGCGAAGAAACCCAAAGGUAAAGAUCUAGAAAAAGUCCAAAAUAUUAGGUCGGAAUGGCUGGUGAAAAUUGCCACUGCCAAGAAACCGCCGAAGCCACCUGAGAUACCUAGAAAGAAAAAAGCGCUCGAAGAUUUGGCGCCCUUCAUCGACAAUCUCGCUUUGCCCAAAGAGUAUCACAUAUUGAAACCUAAAGAGCUGGGGAUCGUCAGUUCCAAAGCUUUGUUGUACGAAAUCACGCCGAUUGUCCAAAAACUAGCUUUACUACCUGACCGACUGAAAAUACGUCCGGAAGAUUUGAUAGAUCAUUGGGCCAUCAAGCGGUCCGCUUUAACAGCCAAGUGUACUCCGCGCAUCGAAAAACUGGCGCAGCCGUCCUUCAGUGCGCGCGAAGCUAGGAAACACGAAGAGGAUAAGUUCGAUCCGUGGGCGAUUUCGCCCAAUGCCCUCAAGUACAAAGCGUCGGCGAGGAUUCUGGAGCUGGCCAAGCCACUGGAAAGGGAAUAGUUUUAGGUAUUUACAAUUUAUUGAUCUAAAGUUAUGGACGCAAAUAACAUUGUAUAACAAAACAAGCAUUAAAUAAUUCUCGCAAUGAAA